Bufo bufo (common toad) is the source of this 4019-nucleotide messenger RNA. RefSeq names its product serine/threonine/tyrosine interacting like 2 (gene STYXL2). Gene Ontology annotation, biological process: negative regulation of MAPK cascade; protein dephosphorylation. NCBI's taxonomy places the organism in Eukaryota, Metazoa, Chordata, Amphibia, Anura, Bufonidae. The record is from RefSeq and is a predicted model, not a curated record. Gene Ontology annotation, cellular component: cytoplasm. Gene Ontology annotation, molecular function: protein tyrosine/serine/threonine phosphatase activity; MAP kinase phosphatase activity. The transcript has 6 exons. The coding region runs from base 148 to 3504 and encodes 1118 amino acids.
AUAUCAGCAGCCAAUGCAGGCCUGCUACUAAUUUUAGAAGACACAGCACAAAGUCUGGUGUGAGGUCGUCUCCAGACCCUUCCUCCCUGCUCCACCACAUCUCCUCCGGGGUCUUCCACAGUCCAGAUCUGUCUGCAGUCACACAUUAUGGCAUCCGGGCGAGACCAGGACCAUGAGCAGGUGGUCCCUGAUAAGGAGGAGGAGGACGAUGAUGACGUUUUGGCCAUCCAAGCCCGCUACCUCCGCAGCCCCUCCCCCAGCAACUUAUCCAUGGUCUCCGACGCUUACACCGAGAGCAUCUUCAUGGAGCCGAUCCACCUGUCGUCCGCAGUGGCCGCCAAGAAGAUUAUCAGUGAAGAACUGAAGACCAAAGAGGUGAAGGUGCAGCCCAUGAGCCCAGGACUUCUGGAGUCAGCUGAGCAGCUUCUUGUAGAAGACCUCUACAACCGGGUCAAGGAGAAGAUAGACGACCGCAGCUUGUUCAAUACCCCCUGUGUCAUGGAUCUGCAGAGAGAACUCCUGAAGGACCACAUGGAAUCUCCACUCAACGAGGUCGAUGAGGUCUGGCCCAACGUCUACAUUUCGGAAAAGAGUGUGGCGGUCAACAAGGGGCGUCUGAAGCGUAUGGGCAUCACCCACAUCCUCAAUGCCGGACACAACACCACCGUCUUUACAGGGCCCAAUUUCUACACCGGGAUGGAAAUUCACUACAUGGGAGUGGAGGUCGACGACUUUCCAGAAUGUGACAUCUCUAAGUUCUUCCGACCGGCUGCAGAGUUCCUGGAUGAAGCAUUGCUGACCUACAGGGGUAAAGUUUUGGUGAACAGCGAGAUGGGGAUGAGUAGAUCUGCCAUUCUGGUCGCAGCUUACUUGAUGAUUUUCCACCACAUGACCAUCCUUGAAGCCCUAAUGACCUUACGCAAGAAAAGAGCCAUCUACCCUAAUGAUAGUUUUAUUAUGCAGCUUCGAGAACUUAAUGAAAAAUUGCUGGAAGAGCGUGAAUAUUCUGAUGGAGGAGAUGACAAUGAUACCAAUAGCCAAGGCUCAGUCAAAGAAGCCAAGGCACAUUCUAUUUUGGUGGAAGAAGAAGGAGAUAGGGAGAGCAUCAUGGGAGCCAAAGUCCACUCCAUCACUGUUGAGCAAGAGGAUACAACUAGCAUCAUGGGAAGCGCCAUGAGCCUGGGGGCAAAAUCAAGUGUAGUGUCUAAGCAGCCAACCCUCAUCGAUGAAGAUGAGGAGGAGAAGAUCUAUGAAGAAUGGAGACGAAAACAAGGACUUCCACCAAGGGAGAUACCAAAGAAGGAAAAUGAGCAAAGCAUAAAACUUCCAGAAGAAGAAGUGAGUGACGACCAGCUAAGACAGAUGAUUUAUAACUGGCAGAAGGAAAAUGCUAAAUAUCAUUCCCUUGAUCCUGGAGAUGAUGGAAAUUCUAUGAUGAGGGAGAAAUGUUAUUCACCAAGUGAAAUUAGUGAUGUGGAAAGUGUAAGCUCCCAGGAAAUUCGGAUGUUAAAGGAACAAUUUGAAGUGAGCCGAAGGAACCUUAUGACCAGACAACGUACGGACUCUGUAUCGACUGACAGUACUUGGGAUAUGUGGAACCAGCGGCUUAUGGAAAUUGAGAAGGAGGCCAUAACAAAGAGCGACGAGAAAGAAAAAAAGAGGGAAAAGGAUAUCGAUGAAGAAAGUCUUUGCUCUGAAGCAAGUUCUUUAUUUAACUUUUGCAAAAAGAACAAACAUAAGCUGACUGCUCUGGAAAGGUGGAAAGUUAAGAGAAUUCAAUUUGGGUUUCACAAAAAAGACUCUGAAGCAUCAGACACCCAAAACAAGGAGGACAAUGGUGAGAAGAAAGAUGAGGAUCAAACGAGUCAAUCGGAUGUAGACAUAUCAGCCUACCAAGCCUGGAAGAUGAAGCACCAGAAAAAAGUAGGCAAUGAAAAUAAGGAGGAAAUUGUGGAACUGACCAAAGGAGAAGACACUGCAAGUAUCAAACGCAAACAAAGGAGGGCUGAGAUUUUGGAACGUUCUAAGCAGACCUUGGAGGAAAGCCAAUCUAUAUGUGGGUGGGAUAAUGAAAGCUCAAUAAGUGGUAGCAUCCCGUUAUCUGCUCUAUUUCAGAUUGCACCUUCAAGUAGCGGUGGUAAUGAUGCAGCUUCAGUGUUGAGUAUGCAGAGCAACAAAUCCCAUCAGUCCCAGGCCAGAAGUGCUGUUAGCCAAGCAAAAGUCCUCCCACCAAACUUACCACCUGGGGCGGAUGCUAUUUCCAUAGCAGGUAUUCAGAACUGGAUAGCUAAUGUGGUGAAUGAAACCAUUGCUCAAAAACAGAAUGAGAUCAUGAUGAUGUCCCGUGCAUCUUCAUCAAUGAGCAUGGCUUCUGGAGAUCUUGGAAGAAGAGCAGAUGAUGAAAGAUCCUCCAUACUCGGUGCAGCAGGAGGGUCAUGCCUCUCAGGUUCUGGAUUUCAGCAACGUGACUUUAAAAGCUCAGACUCUGUAUUGUCUAAUACGUCAGUGAACUCAGCUACAAAUAUACCAAGUGCUAAGAGAAAAAUUACCCAAACGAGUGUCCCACUCUUUGGACUUUUUAUGGAUGACGUGGAUCUAAAAAAGCUCAACCAGAAAGAAAAUGAAAUCAGAGAAGAGUUGACUGAAAAAUUGACCCAAUAUCGGAAAGAAAAAGUUGUCACUGACAACAAGCGGAGCUACAUGUACAGGAAGAAAAAGGCGAAAGGUACAGAAGAGGAUGAAGAGGAAGAGAAAGAAAGCAUUCUAAGUUCGAAAUUCCAAAGUUCUAGGUUGUCCUCAAACCAAGAAUGGAAAAAAUCUGAAAAAACCUCCUACCUAAGUAAUCUUGGCAAUUUAUCAAGCACCAAACCUACAAGUACAGAUGUGGAAACGAAUGUAGGCAAAUGGCUCAGUGGUGUGAACACAGAAAGGGCCUCGAAAUUUCAUAAUGAAAAAUCUUAUGAAAGGUCAAGACAAUCAGAACAUGAGCGAUAUGUGAGCCCUCAAGUCAACGGAUACACCAAAAAAUCAUCAGAAUGGGACAAAGAGGGCUCUUCAUCAUAUCAGAGCUACAGAGACACAACCAGGGCCACAUCAAGAUUUUCAAUGUCUUCUGAAGAAGAGUACGAUCGUGUCCGGCACACCAACGUCUACGAAUCCCAAAGCCCUGAACCCAACCUCAGUGACCACUCAAAAGAAGAAAAUGGGUUAGAAGAUCUACCGAGCGCUAUACAACCUAGAAGAAGUUACCUAGAUCAUGAAGAUUCCGAUAUCUCAGACACAGUCGAUUCAGACUCCAAAAGAAAGUUUACUGGGAGAUUUAAGAACGAUGAAGAUGAGAAGAGCGACCCCUUAGAGAGUAACAGCUCUGGAAGCCGAUGGGCACGGAAUAGAAAGACCAAAGAAGAAACGGAAGAAAUGGAUGAUGAUGAUAUCAUUGCGGCAUGGAGAAGCCGGCAGGAAGAGAUGAAAACAAGACUCAGAAGACAUAAAGAGGAGGACUGAAACGCCAUUUUGAACUCUAAAUUAUCUUGAGUUUUGUUCUAGUUUUGAAAGGCAACAUCUGCCAUAGAUGAAGCGGACUCUUCUAUUUUAGCUGCCCAAUUCUCCUCUCUUUUAUGCUCCAUUUGUAGCCUCGGUUUUGAUGCUCCUUGGACUUUUUGUAUUGCAAUUUGUAGGCAAAAAUAUAUCCUUCCCAGCUUUUGGCCCCAUUUUAUGUGUCUUUUAAAUUUUUAUUUUUCUGCUUUAUGUAUAGAAAGAAUAUGUUGCAUAUAAUUAGUUCCUCAACAUGUUCAAGAUCUCUGCUUGCUGUCUGAGAAAGAUAACAUUCUUGUUUAAAGUCAGCAAAUCUGUACGUAAUCAGCCCUGCUCUCAGCCUAGAAGUGAAUAGCAUUGUAUACGGUCUAGACCAGGGAUGCCCAACUUGCGGCUCUCCAGCUGUUGCAAAACUACAACUCCCAGCAUGCCCAGACAGCCUACAGCAGGGCAUGGUGAGAGUUGUAGUUUUACAACAGGUGGAG